This is a messenger RNA of Carya illinoinensis, 1284 nucleotides long. RefSeq names its product expansin-like B1. NCBI's taxonomy places the organism in Eukaryota, Viridiplantae, Streptophyta, Magnoliopsida, Fagales, Juglandaceae. Bases 235 to 999 code for a protein of 254 amino acids. The transcript is spliced from 4 exons. The record is from RefSeq and is a predicted model, not a curated record. Gene Ontology annotation, cellular component: extracellular region.
CUUCCUCCCUAAGUGGGAGUAAAAGGUGCCUCUCUCACUUCAACACAGACCUUUCCUGGUCGCCCCUCAAAUCCUAUAAAUGCUAGACUACGAUUUUUUUGCUUUCCAGUUCUAAUUAGCCUCCUCAUCCAUUUUCUUCUGCAACUCAGUCUUCAGGCUUCUUAAUUAGAGCUUUGGUUUUGGUCUCUUUCUUCCAUUAUCUUACCCUUUAUCAAGAAACCUUGCCAUUAAGGUAUGGGGCUUGCAGUACUUGAAAACCAAGUUGGUAUUCUCUGUGUGAUCUGUAUGGUACUGCUUUUACCUGCUGUAUGCACAUCUCACGACAUUUCUACUUACUCAUCAAGAGCAACCUACUACGGUAGUCAUAAUAGCCAAGCGAGUCCAAGUGGAGCUUGUGGAUUUGGAGAAUUCGGAAAAACUGUUAAUGAUGGCAGCGUGACUGGAGUCUCUACCCUGUAUAGGAAUGGAGUUGGUUGUGGUGCAUGCUAUCGGGUUAAGUGCACAUCAUCCCAAUAUUGCAGUGAGCGUGGAGUGGAUGUGGUGGUGACUGACCAUGGUGGAGGUGACAAAACUGACUUCAUACUUAGCUACGAAGCCUAUGCAAGAUUGGCACGCCGUGGUUCCGAAGGGGCCAAGAAGUUGUUUAGCCGCGGCAUGAUCGACAUAGAAUACCAGAGGAUCUCAUGCCGCUACCCUGGUCACAAUGUUAUGUUCAAAAUCCAUGAGCAAAGCAAAUAUCCUAAUUAUCUAGCUAUAGCGGUCAUAUAUGCAGCCGGUAUAAAUGACAUCACAGCCGUCCAAUUGUGUCAGGAGGAUUGCAAACAGUGGAGGGGCAUGCGUAAAUUCUUUGGGGCAGUGUGGGAUAUGUCUAAUUCAGUGCCAAGUGGUCCAAUAAAAGUAAGAUUUCAAGUGGGUGGUAGCAAAUGGGUGGAAUCCGAAAAUAAUCUGCCUGCUUCGUGGAAUGCUGGGGAUGCUUAUGACUCAAACAUUCAGCUCUAAACCAAGUAGAAAGCUCUUUCAAUUUUAAUAAUAUUUUGAUGUUUUAUUAGAUAUAUGUAUGAUCAUUGCAUGGAUUACUAUGUAAUUGAUUAUUAGUUUCUCUCUAGUUACUAAGGUGGUAUUGUAUUGUAUUGUAUGCUUUGUCAGUAGAAGUGUUCUUGGUCAUGUUGUAAUAUAAAUAAUAGGCCAGGUUAAUGUUGUGCUUUGGGGUUAGUGAUUAGAGAUCAUGAGUAUGAAUAAAUUUCAAAUUAUAAAGAAUGAAGUUACAAAUAAUUUUCCUUAUAA